UGCUUCCUAUUGUCCACCAGCAGGGCGUUACCGUCGCUGGACUGUGUUGCCAGAUCACCCGGUUCUUGUCCGCCUUCCUACCCGGGAUGAGGAGCGUGAGUCGGGGCUUACAACUCCGCGGACUGACCGCUGGAUAUAUUUAUUAUUGGAUAUUUAUUGUAUAUAUUUAUAAUCAGUUAAAACGAUACAAUCUUAGUGCGUGUUGACCGCUAGAUAUUUGUUUGGAAAGGAGACGCUAGUGACGCAGAUGAAUGAAUGAAUGACGGAGCGGGUCGCCGAGGUCCAGCAUGUCCAAGAUGAAGCCGUGCGAGGCGGUCAGGGUGGUGACCAGAUGCCGGCCCCUGAGCAGCAAGGAGGAGGCUGCGAACUGCCAAUCCAUCCUGGAGCUGGAUGACAAACUGGGCCAGAUCCGCGUCAGGAACCCCAAGGCUCCACCCGACGAGCCCGUCAAAGUCUUCACCUUCGACUCGGUCUUCGGACGGGAGUCCAAGCAGAGCGACAUCUACGACGACGCCGUGAGACCGCUGGUGGACGCCGUGCUCGGCGGCUUCAACGGGACCGUCCUGGCCUACGGCCAAACCGGGACAGGUAAGACCCACACCAUGCAAGGCGUGCCGGGGGACCCCGACAUGAGGGGCGUCAUCCCCAACUCCUUCCACCACAUCUUCACGCACAUCUCCAGGACGCAGAGGCAGAAGUACUUGGUCAGGUCCUCCUACUUGGAGAUCUACCAGGAGGAGAUCCGAGACCUCCUGCGCAAGGACAACAACCGCAAGUUGGAGCUGAAGGAGAGCCCGGACUACGGAGUCUACGUCAAGGACUUGUCGUCGGUGGUCACCAAGAACGCCACGGAGAUCCAGCACGUCAUGAACCUGGGCGACCAGUCCCGGUCCGUGGGCUUCACCUACAUGAACGAACGCAGCUCGCGGUCCCACGCCAUCUUCGUGGUCACCGUGGAGUGCAGCCUGGAAGGGCCGGACGGCGAGGACCACAUCCGGGUGGGGAAGCUCAACAUGGUGGACCUGGCCGGGAGCGAACGCCAAAGCAAGACCGGCGCCAAAGGCGAGCGCCUGAAGGAGGCCACCAAAAUCAACCUGUCCCUGUCCGCCCUGGGGAACGUCAUCUCGGCGCUGGCGGACGGGAAGGGCGGCCAUGUCCCCUACCGGGACUCCAAGCUCACCCGCCUGCUGCAGGACUCGCUGGGCGGCAACGCCAAGACCGUCAUGAUCGCCACCGUGGGGCCCUCGCCCCGGAACCACCACGAGUCCCUGGCCACACUCCGGUACGCCAACCGGGCCAAGAACAUCAAGAACAAGCCUCGCGUCAACGAGGACCCGGAGGCCGCCCUGCUCAGGGAGUUCCAGCGGGAGAUCGCCCGCCUGAAGGCGCAGCUGGAGGAGCGAGGCACGCUGGCCCGGGAGAGGAGGAGCAGGCGGCGGGAGAGCAAGAGACUCAGCCGGGGACUGGACGGGGACCACGCCGUCCUCUUCCGGGAGAAGGACGCCGAGGACCACGCCGUCUGCUUCCGGGAGAAGGACGCCGAGGACCGCGGUGGGGAGAAGAGGAUGAGCGUGGACGACGGCCAGUGGGACCGGGAGGCGGUGGAGAAGAUCAUGGAGAAGUACAAGGCCAUGGAGAGCAAACUUCUAGAGGGAGGCAAGACCAUCAUUGAUCACACCAACGAGCAGCAGAAGUUGCUGGAACAAAGGAGGCAGGAGAUUGCUGAGCAGAUCCGAGGCGAGCGGGAGAUGCGGCAGCAGAUGAUGCUGCAGGAUGAGGAGACCUCCGAGAUGAGGGAGACCUUCUCCUCCCUGCAGCAGGAGGUGGAGAUGAAGACCAAGAAGCUGAGGAGGAUGUACGCCAAGCUGCAGCUGGUGUGGGCGGAGACUGGUGACGUGGUUGAGGAGCACGUGACCACCAGGCAAGAACUGGAACAGACUCAGAACGAGCUCACGCGAGAACUCAAGUACAAAUCUCUGCUGAUUGACAACUUUGUCCCAGCGGAGGAGAAGAAGAAGAUGGUGAGCAGACUGAGCUUUGAUGCAGACGAGGACCAAUGGAGGCUGAAGUCUGUGGUGCCCUCAGACAGUCUUCAUGCGAGCGCGUCCACUCGGGUGAAGAAGAGGCCUCUCUCCGCCGUGGGCUACAAGCGGCCAAUCAGCCAGUACGCGCAGGCCGCCGUUGCCACGGCAACCGGGGCCCCGUCCAGAUACCAGGCUGAGAACGUCAUGCUGCUGGAACUGGACUUGUCUCCGCCCGCCUUCUUCUCCCUGGACCUCCACGGCUCUCACCUGGAGAGGGUCUUCUCCCCCAGGCUCCUGCCCGACCCCGCCCUGGACCCGGUCGCCAUGCGAGACCGGACUCAGUCGCCAGCGCGGGUCAGGAAGUCCCGAUCCUGGUACCAAGCUCCACAAGCAGCUGGUCUUUCACCGUCCUGGUCCUCCAGCACCCUCACCUCGUCCCACAGUCCCAGACAAAGACCCUUCUCAGCCGUCCAUCUCCCAGCCGAGGCCUCGCCCCACACUGAGUGGGCCCUGGGUGGCCCCUGAGUGGCCCCUGCUGCACCUGUAGAAGCACACCCGCAACAACUGGGAUGAGUUUGCCUUUUGUCUUGCGCUGCUUCAACAAAAAAGCCGAGGUCAGCAAAAAAGCACAGCUUUUCUUUUCCUUUUGGGAGCGUCUAGUCCAGGUGUGUCCAAACUUUCACCCCUGAAGGUCGCACAAUGGAAAGUGAAAGCAUUUUCUUACCUUUUUCAUUUUCAAAACCAAUACAUUUAUUUUUACCUUUUAAGUUUGGUCAUAAAAAUGUCAAAAAUAAGUUC
Entelurus aequoreus (snake pipefish) is the source of this 2822-nucleotide messenger RNA. RefSeq names its product kinesin-like protein KIF3B. Gene Ontology annotation, molecular function: ATP binding; microtubule binding; microtubule motor activity. The record is from RefSeq and is a predicted model, not a curated record. Lineage: Eukaryota; Metazoa; Chordata; Actinopteri; Syngnathiformes; Syngnathidae. Gene Ontology annotation, biological process: microtubule-based movement. Bases 288 to 2549 code for a protein of 753 amino acids. The transcript has 8 exons.